Messenger RNA from Mucor mucedo, 1205 nucleotides. RefSeq names its product peroxisomal biogenesis factor 11. The transcript is spliced from 3 exons. The coding region runs from base 34 to 840 and encodes 268 amino acids. Lineage: Eukaryota; Fungi; Mucoromycota; Mucoromycetes; Mucorales; Mucoraceae. Gene Ontology annotation, biological process: peroxisome fission. Gene Ontology annotation, cellular component: peroxisomal membrane. The record is from RefSeq and is a predicted model, not a curated record.
CUUUUUUUUAUUUAUUUAUUUCUUCUUCCCAUAAUGUCUGAAAAGCGCCUGCAACAACCCGAAGCAUUAAAUCCUUUAGCUAUUGCUAAACUGUUGGGCCCUUCCAACCCUAAGCUUGAUCAUUUGAUCAGAUUUUUAAACUCUGUUCGAGGAACGGAUAAAGUAUUGAUGUUUAUUCAAUAUUGGUCUAAAGUGAUUAUUUGGUUCCUUCAACGCCGUUCCCCCGCAGUAAAGACAGCUAGUUCAGCCAUUUCACUCAUUCAACGUAUCCAAAACUUUUCAGGACCUGUUAGCGAUUUCAGAAUUUUAUUGCGUUACUAUGGUUUAUUACCCAUGGUUCAAUACAUGAAUUAUAUCGAAUAUAACCAACCCGCCAGCAAACUCUCCUUGACGAUCGAACGUCUCCAAAACUGGUCAAACAUCAUUUAUUAUCCAUUGGAACAUAUUUAUUGGUUGGGUGCUCAUCAAGUCAUCCCUAUCAGUGAGGAAAAGACAAAUAAGAUUGGUAUGUGGAGUUGUCGUUUCUGGGCAGCAUAUGUUAUUUUGGAAUAUGGCCGUUUAGGAGAACAAUAUAGAAACUUGAAGAAGAGAGAAACAGGAUUAUUAAAGCGUAUCAAGGCUGGAGAUAUUGAAACUGAUGAGGAUCCUGAAGCUGAGAUGGCAUCUAUCAAGGCUGAAAGAACAAGUAUGAUUGUGAAUACUUGUAUUAACACUGGCUAUUUACCAUUGACAAUUCAUUGGUCACUUGAAAGAUCAAGUUUCCCUGAUGUUUUGGUUGGAGUAUUUGGUGGUUUUGCCUCAGUGUUCCAAAUUUAUUCAGCAUGGAAUGCAGCUGCUUAAUAAACACUAUAUAUACGCAUACAGUGCAUGUUGCAUUUUUUGAAAAUAAAAUGGAACAUUCAACCAGUAAAAUUAAACUAAGGCUUGAAGUGGAAACAAAUGUAUCAAUCGUAGUUACACAACAACUUUUACAAGUGACAUUUGUUUGAUUUUUUUGGUCGAAGUCUAUCUGCAUGUCUUGAAAUUUAAAAGUCUAGAGUACACGAGUAUAUGAAAGACGAAUGCAACAUCUUUUUAAACGAUGUCACAUUUCCUUUCAUUAUUUCGUAACGAUGAAAACAAUUUAGAAGAGAGAUUGCAGUGGGUGCAAAACUGGAUCAAUUUUACAAAAUAUUGUGCAUUUAUCAACAAGUUCAACACGAGCC